This is a messenger RNA of Pyricularia pennisetigena, 1137 nucleotides long. RefSeq lists its product as uncharacterized. NCBI's taxonomy places the organism in Eukaryota, Fungi, Ascomycota, Sordariomycetes, Magnaporthales, Pyriculariaceae. The record is from RefSeq and is a predicted model, not a curated record. Gene Ontology annotation, biological process: endoplasmic reticulum tubular network organization. Bases 1 to 1137 code for a protein of 378 amino acids. Gene Ontology annotation, cellular component: endoplasmic reticulum tubular network. The transcript has 2 exons.
AUGCUGUCCUUUUGGCCAUGGAGGGGUGAUACCUCCUCAACCGCCUCCUUCGAAAAGGCGCUCUCCUCACUGUCGGCCAAGAUCAACGCUACACAGGCACAGCUCGACCGCACCCGAUCGACCGCCCGUCGCGUCCAGGUUCUAUGGUCGCUGUACCUGUCCUUCGCCUACCUGAUCUAUGCUAUCGUCCUCGUGCUCGUCGUUGGUUGGACGAACUUGGGCCCAUAUGAGUGGAGUGGUGUGGCCGGCGGUCCCGUGCUCAUCUAUGUGACGCGAACCGCUAUCUCGUCAUUUUUCAACUAUCGUAUCGACAGCCUGAGCGCUCGCCUCAAGGGCCAGAAAGAGGAGCGCGCCAAAACCGUUCAGAAGCUCAAGGAAGCAACCAAGUACGAUUCGACGUUGGAACUUCUCGAGAAGUACGGCGGGGAACCAAGACGUCCGCGGGGCAAGAAGGGCUCCAUCGGUGGCGAUGAUGGCGGCGACACACAAGGCGAGGGCGGCAAACAGCCCACGCGUCCCGGCUCCGCGAACCCUGGACGCACCGGCAUAGCACCGCCGCCAACGGCCAACAUCCAGCGUAGUUCGGCUCCCAGCACGCCGCAGCCUCCCCGCGCAGCGCAGUUCCCUCCUCCCCGAGACGUCUCGGCCGAGUUCGCACCCAACGCGUUCGGGCCAGGAGGGCCGCCCGACUCGCCGGCGAUGGGCAACGCGCAGUAUGCUCCCCUGCCACCCGCCGCGGGCAGCGAGCCACAUUGGUACGACCGGAUCAUGGACCUGCUGCUGGGCGACGACGAGAUGGCGGCCAAGAACCGCAUCGUGCUGAUCUGCGCGCAUUGCCGUCUGGUCAAUGGUCAGGCGCCGCCGGGGAUCAAGACCCUUGCCGACGUUGGCAGGUGGCGUUGCAUGGGUUGCAGGGCCGAAAAUGGUGAAGACAAGCUGGACGAGGGUAAGCGCCUCGUCAAGGAGGUCCUGGCCGCCCGUUCCGAAAGCGGCGCCGCCGAUCAAGUCGAAGCGAGCGCCCAGUUUAAGUCUGACAGUGAUGGCGACUCGAGCGACAUCGUGCAGAUCGAUAGGGAGAUGGCCGAGGCAGAGGAAUCCAAAGGUGCGACGAAGCGCAAGGGCAAGGGAAAGAAGUAA